CUGAAACACACAAGCAAAUAUGCAGAGCACCAUCGUGCUUUUCACAUGGCUGGUCAGGGGCCACCUUCACCCAAUGACACAGUUCGCCCACCACCUCGCUAGACAUGGCGUUCCUGUCACCGUCGCCGUCGCCGACGUCCCGUCUACAGGCAAGUCCUCUGAGACCAUCGCCGGCCUCGCCGCAUCCUAUCCUUCUGUCUCGUUCCACCUAAUCCCGCCGGCAGCGACCCGUUCCGCCGAGACGGCAGACCCCGACGCCGAUCCUUUCAUCGCCCUUAUCGCCGACCUCCGCGCCGCCAACCCCGCCCUCCUCGCCUUCCUGAGGUCCCUCCCGUCCGUCAAGGCUCUAGUCACCGACUUGUUCUGUGCCUACGGGUUGGACGCCGCCGCAGAGCUCGGCGUCCCGGCCUACCUUUUCUUCACCUCGGCUGCGUCGGUCCUUGCUGCCUACCUGCACAUCCCCGUCAUGCGCUCCGCUGUCUCCUUCCGGGACAUGGGGCGCUCCCUGCUGCACUUCCCCGGAGUCCACCCAGUUCCGGCGUCCGACUUGCCGGAAGUGCUGCUGGAUCGCGGGGACAGCCAGUACAAGGCAAUCCUUAGCCUCAUGGAGCAGCUGCCAAGAUCUAGGGGCAUUCUGCCGAACACGUUCGAGUGGCUGGAGCCCCGCGCCGUUAAGGCGAUAAAAAACGGGGCUCCCCGUCCCGGCGACGGUGAGUCAGUGCCCAAGCUGUUCUGCGUCGGUCCGUUGGUCGGCGAGGAGAGGGGAAGCAACGUGCAGCACGAAUGCCUGAGAUGGCUAGACAAGCAGCCGGCGCGGAGCGUGGUGUUCCUCUGCUUCGGGAGCGCGAGCUCGUUGCCCGCAGAGCAGCUGCAUGAGAUCGCCGUGGGGCUGGAGAAGAGCGGGCAUCCGUUCUUAUGGGCCGUGCGAGCACCCGUUGCGCCGGACGCCGACUCGACGAAGCGGUUCGAGGGGCGGGCCGAGGCGGCGGUGGAGGCGCUGCUGCCGGAGGGGUUCUUGGACAGGACGAGGGGACGCGGGAUGGUGGUUUCCUCCUGGGCGCCGCAAGUGGAGGUGCUCCGGCACCCGGCGACCGGCGCGUUCGUGACGCACUGCGGAUGGAACUCGACGCUGGAGGCUGUCGUAGCCGGGGUGCCGAUGGUGUGCUGGCCCAUGUACGCAGAGCAGAGGAUGAACAAGGUGUUGGUCGUGGAGGAGAUGAAACUCGGGGUGGCCAUGAGCGGCUACGACGAGGGGUUGGUUAAAGCGGAUGAGGUGGAGGGGAAGGUGAGGCUGGUCAUGGAGUCCGAGCAAGGGAAGGAGAUCAGGGAGCGGAUGAUGCUGGCGCAAGAGAUUGCUGCGAAUGCGCUGGAGGUCGGUGGAUCGUCAGCGGCAGCAUUUGUUGACUUCCUGGACGAUCUCAAGAUUUCGAUGCUCGAUUGAAUCGUUGACUAUGUUAUUUAACCUUUUGUGUCCACCUUGUUCAGCCUGUGUGCAACUGGAAUCUGGAUUUUCUAGGGUGGAAUUUGUUGAGGUAAAUUGUAUACAUUGUAGGAAAAUUGAUGACA
This is a messenger RNA of Hordeum vulgare subsp. vulgare (domesticated barley), 1566 nucleotides long. RefSeq names its product UDP-glycosyltransferase 88F3-like. Bases 20 to 1441 code for a protein of 473 amino acids. Gene Ontology annotation, molecular function: UDP-glycosyltransferase activity. NCBI's taxonomy places the organism in Eukaryota, Viridiplantae, Streptophyta, Magnoliopsida, Poales, Poaceae. The transcript has a single exon. The record is from RefSeq and is a predicted model, not a curated record.